AUGAAGCAACUUAUGAUGGAGAGAUUCUUGCUGGAUGAUUAUGAGCAGAUUCUAUACAAGUUGUAUAUUGAAUGCGUCCAAGGUACGAGGACCGUUGCUGAGUACACUGCUGAGUUCUUACGCUAUUCUGAGCGCAAUGAACUAGGAGAAACUGAAGAAGCUUCAAAUCUAGCAUUGAAGGCAGAAUUGUUAGAGAAGCCUUCACGAACUUUUUCUUUCCAGAGAUAUAACUACCAAAGGAGCACAGAUUUGGUAAAUGCUUCAAUUGACAAGGGUAAAGCCUUGCAACAAAAUACAGGAAGUGCUUCUAGGGCUUCCAACCCCCCUUCUAAAUGGACUGGCAAUUCUAGCAGUUCUAGUGGUGCUCCAAAUAGGGCCCCAAACCAGAGGCCUACAACAGAUAUCUGCUAUAGGUGCAACAAGCCUGGGCAUAGGUCUAAUGUGUGUCCUGAGAGGAGACAAUCUGCCCUUCUAGAUGAUUAUGAUGAAGAUGAAGAAGAAGUUGGAAGAGGUGAUGAAUAUGAAGAGGUUGAGUUUGCAAUGGAGGAGUCUCCUGAGAAGGUUAAUAUUGUGUUGCAGAGGAUCUUAUUAUCUCCUAAGGAAGAUGGGCAGCAGAGCAAUAUUUUCAAGUCACUUUGUUCCAUUCAUAACAAAGUGUGCAAUCUAAUUGUGGAUAAUGGGAACUGCGAAAAUUUCGUAGCCAGGAAGUUGGUGGAGUAUUUGCAGUUGCCUACGCAGCCUCAUGAUACACCUUAUUCUCUGGGGUGGGUCAAGAAAGGUCCACAAGUUCGAGUUGCGGAGUCCUGCAAAGUACCGGUAUCCAUUGGUAAGCAUUAUAAAGAUGAAGUUCUAUGUGAUAUUAUUGAUAUGGAUGCUUGUCAUAUUUUAUUUGGGCGACCUUGGCAAUAUGAUGUGGAUGUGACAUACAAAGGCAGAGAUAAUGUGAUGAUGUUUAUGUGGAAUAGUCAUAAAAUUGCCAUGGCUCCUAUUUAUCAAUUUGAGAGAUCUGGUGUAAAGAAAGGGGAGAGUUUUCUAACCUUGUCUAGCAGUGAACUCGAGAUGGAGGAAGCCUUUAAAGAAUCUGAAGUUAUUUGUCCAGUGGUGAUUAAAGGGUUGUUGACUGCAAAAAAGGAAGAUAUGAUGAUUCCUAAGGAAGUGCAGAAUAUGUUGGGAGAGUUUGAAGAGCUGAUUUCAGAUGAGCUGCCCAAUGAGUUACCACCUAUGAGGGACAUUCAUCAUCAAAUUGAUUUGGUUCCUGAAGCUAGUUUGCCAAAUCUACCUCAUUACUGCAUAAGUCCUAAAAAGAAUGAGAUUUUGAGGGAGCUGAUUGAAGACUUGCUAAAGAAAGGGUUCAUUCGUGAAAGUAUGAGUCCUUGUGCAGUUCUAGUCCUCCUUGUUCCUAAGAAGGGUAAUCAAUGGCGGAUGUGUGUUGAUAGCAGGGCUAUAAAUAAGAUCACUGUGAAGUACAGGUUUCCUAUCCCUCGUGUGGAGGACAUGCUUGAUGAGCUGGAGGGUUCCAAGGUGUUUACCAAGAUAGAUCUUCGAAGUGGUUACCAUCAGAUUCGAAUCAAGCCAAGGGAUGAGUGGAAGACAGCCUUUAAGAGCAAGGAUGGCUUAUAUGAGUGGAUGGUGAUGCCAUUCGGGAUGUCUAAUGCACCUAGCACCUUUAUGAGGCUCAUGAACCAGGUUCUUCGUCCUUUUAUUGGUUCUUUUGUCGUGAUAUAUUUUGAUGAUAUAUUGAUAUAUAGUAGAACCAAAGAACAUCUGGUACAUUUGAGGCAGGUUUUAGGAGCCUCACAGGAAAAUAAACUGUACAUUAACCUGAAAAAGUCUACUUUAUGCACUAGUAAGCUGUUGUCUGGAUUUUGUGGUUGGAGAGGAAGGCAUUCAGGUUGAUGAAGAGAACGUACGAGCUAUAAGAGAAUGGCCAGCUCCAAAAACAGUUUCUGAAGUGCGGAGCUUUCAUGGUUUAGCUACUUUCUACAGGAGAUUUGUGAGGAAUUUCAGUACCAUUACUGCUCCUAUUACUGAAUGUUUGAAGAAAGGCAAGUUCCAGUGGGGAGAAGAGCAAGAGAAGAGCUUUGCCUUAAUCAAGGAGAAACUUUGUACUGCACCAGUUCUUGCUCUUCCCAACUUCAACAAGGUGUUUGAGGUGGAAUGUGAUGCUAGUGGCGUGGGAGUAGGUGCUGUGUUGUCAAAAGAAAAUAGACCAGUAGCGUUCUUUAGUGAAAAGCUAAGUGAAGCUCGACAAAAGUGGAGUACUUAUGAUCAGGAAUUUUAUGCAAUGUUCCGAGCAUUGAAGUAAUGGGAGCACUACCUUAUUCAGAGAGAGUUUGUAUUGUUCAGUGAUCAUCAGGCCUUGAAGUACCUU
Messenger RNA from Rosa chinensis, 2371 nucleotides. RefSeq lists its product as uncharacterized. Lineage: Eukaryota; Viridiplantae; Streptophyta; Magnoliopsida; Rosales; Rosaceae. The transcript has 2 exons. Gene Ontology annotation, molecular function: zinc ion binding; nucleic acid binding. The record is from RefSeq and is a predicted model, not a curated record. Bases 1 to 1896 code for a protein of 631 amino acids.